Solanum dulcamara is the source of this 372-nucleotide messenger RNA. RefSeq lists its product as uncharacterized. NCBI's taxonomy places the organism in Eukaryota, Viridiplantae, Streptophyta, Magnoliopsida, Solanales, Solanaceae. The transcript has a single exon. The record is from RefSeq and is a predicted model, not a curated record. Bases 1 to 372 code for a protein of 123 amino acids.
AUGAAAAUCCUCUUCAUUCAACUUGUGGAGGGAAAGAGUAUCACUAAACUUUAUGCUAGAGAAAUUCAAGGUUUAUUAAAGUUGUCUUCUACUACAGUAGCUAAGCUUCAACAGAAAAAGGAAAAAGUCAAUAACCAACAUCAGCCUUCUCAACCUCAAAUUUCUCCCUCAAACUUCAAGAUUGUGAAUGAAAAUGUUGCCCCAUUACCAAAUGCAAUGGAUGAAUUGAUUAAUGACAUGCGGUUUGUGGAGACUAUGCCUACUAACCACAAUUAUUUUGGUCUAGGGGAUGGAAACAAUACCGCGUAUGCACCAACUGAAUACGAUGACAUCAGUGCGGAAGAUAAUGGACAUUCCAAGGACCUGGAUUGA